Molecule: messenger RNA, 2179 nt
Organism: Phytophthora nicotianae INRA-310
Lineage: Eukaryota; Oomycota; Peronosporomycetes; Peronosporales; Peronosporaceae
Product: L-aspartate oxidase
Exons: 1
Coding region: 257-1930 (557 amino acids)
Biological process (GO): NAD+ biosynthetic process
Molecular function (GO): L-aspartate oxidase activity
Source: RefSeq, a predicted model, not a curated record
GCCAUCAAGCGCACACGUCAAGCAUCGAAACGCUCAAGUCGAACACCGAGUCAAGACACUCCGCUCGAACACCCGAGUCCAGCGCUAGUGUCCUCCCUCGUCUUCUGCUCUCCCAUCCCCCGCUUUGGAUGUCCGUGAAGAGCUCGUGGACUUUCAACAAAAAGUACCCCGUGUACACCGCCAGCCACUAGGCGCUUCCUCCCUCACGCUUUACCGUCUGAACCAAGCAACAAGAAACAUUAUCGUCAGUGCAACUAUGACUCAACUUGAGCUGCUCGCCCACUCCCCGUUGACCUCGGCGCCUUUCAGCGCGCCAAAGGCCAAUUCUACCGUCCCACGUCGCCACGUCAAUGGCAGCACCUUGCUACGUCGCGCGUCGUCCGCUAGCCCCUCGUACGACACGAUCGAGUGCAAGGCUCUGAUCCUCGGCUGUGGUGUGGCUGGAAACGCCGCCGCUUUGCGCCUCGCUAACCAGGGCGUCAAGGUGACAAUGCUAGCCGCCGCUGAAGACCCGAACAACUGCGCCACUUACUACGCCCAAGGCGGCAUCAUCUACAAGAGCGAGGACGACACGCCUGCUCUUCUGUCCUCCGAUGUCCACCGUGCCGGUGCCGGUGUAUGCGAAGAUAUUGCCGUCCAGAAACUGGCCGUCGAAGGCCCUGGACGUGUCGAGGAGUUGCUGCUGGACGUGGCUAACGUGCCGUUCACUCGCAAGGAUGACGGCGAGCUCGCUCUCACGCUCGAGGCGUCACACAACCGCGCGCGUAUCCUGUACAAGGCCGACCACACGGGCCGUGCCAUCUCCACUAGCAUGGUCCAAGCCGUGCGGGACCACCCGAACAUCGUGCUGCUCACUGGCCGCAGCGCCUUCGAAUUGGUCACCAACGACGCCGGUGAGUGUGUCGGUGCGUUGACUGUCUCAACCAAGGGCAAGGUAGAGCACUACCGCGCCCCGUUCACUCUGCUAGCCACUGGUGGUGUGGGUGACGUAUACAAGAACACGUCGAACCCCGAGGGCGCUCGUGGUGAAGGCAUUGCGUUGGCUGCUCGUGCUGGUGCUAAGCUCAAGAACAUGCAGUACGUGCAGUUCCACCCAACCACGUUGUACAUCCCUGACGAGCGUCGCUUCUUGCUGACCGAGGCGCUACGUGGUGAAGGAGCCAUCCUACGCAACAAGAGCGGCCGUGCCUUUGCCAAAGACUACCACCCGGACGGUGAAUUGGCUCCACGUGAUGUGGUUGCUCGUCUCAUUUUGGCUGAGAUGGAGAAACAGGACGAACCUUGCAUGUACCUGGAUAUCUCGCACGAGGACGCUGACUGGAUUAAGAGCCGCUUCCCGACCAUCUACCAGCACUGUCUUGACCGUGGCAUCGACAUGACUAAGGAGCCAAUGCCUGUGGUUCCUGCCGCUCACUACCACUGCGGUGGCGUUGAGGUUGACCUGCAAGGCCGUACCUCUGUGCCUGGUUUGUAUGCUGCAGGUGAAGUGAGCUGCACGGGUCUCCACGGUGCGAACCGUCUGGCUUCGACUUCAUUACUGGAGGGUCUGGUGUGGGGCUGCAGCUCUGCUGAUGACUACAUGGAGCGUAUCAACUCGUUCGACUCAGACAGCUCCAAGACGGAGGAGGACCCGUUCGCCAAUCUGAAUGGCUUCCGUGAUCCGUACCCGAACGAGAUUGAGGAGGUGAUGCUGGCGACCCAGCGCAUCAUGUGGGAGUCUGUGGGCCCCAUUCGUACGGCUGCUGGUAUGGACAGCGCGGUCGAUAAACUCGCGCUGCUGGAGGUCAAGGCUGACAAAUUGCACCAAGAGUGCCGCGUCACGCGCGAGACUGCCGGUCUGCGCAAUGCUGUUCGCGCUGCCAAGGAGAUCGCUCUCGCCGCUCUUAACAGCCCCCUGUCGGUGGGCACGCACUAUAUUGUGCAGGAGUAAGCUGCUCCUGCUCCACUUGUGAUCGAGCAAGGCUCGACUAGUUCAUUUUCUUUCGUUUACAAGCAAUUGUCAGUCCACAUUGGCAACUUUUGGUUGCCCUUGUGGUGACCGACCUGCAUUUAUUGCCGACAGAAUCAAAAAUGAUGCAUUUUCAAAGUGUCAAACACCUUUUGAGUUGUUUUUUUACAAGCUAUUUUCCAUUUAUCAUCCACCUUGAAUUCCAACAAACUCGCUCAUUGUAUUUUUUUU